Molecule: messenger RNA, 624 nt
Organism: Aegilops tauschii subsp. strangulata
Lineage: Eukaryota; Viridiplantae; Streptophyta; Magnoliopsida; Poales; Poaceae
Product: probable lipid phosphate phosphatase beta
Molecular function (GO): sphingosine-1-phosphate phosphatase activity
Source: RefSeq, a predicted model, not a curated record
AUGGCUUCCGCAUCCGCCUCGCCACCGGCGAACGCUCGCGCACCGCAGGCGCUGUCCAAGUCCACUCUCCUGGGCGGCGUUGGGGAUCUGGACGCGGCCGUGUCCAUUCGCCUCCACGCCCUCUUCCUCCCGGUGCCCCGCCUCUUCCUCAAGGCCUUCGAGGUCGCCGGCGACGGGCGCAUCUGGCUCCCCGUCCCCAUCUCCCUGCUGCUGAUCUCCACCACCACCUCGUCCGUGGUCUCCCCUCUCCUCGCCGGCCUCGUCGUGGGCCUGGUGCUCGACCUCGCCUUCGUCGGCCUCGCCAAGCUCAUCGUCCGCCGCCCGCGCCCGGCAUACAACGCCGCGGACAUGUACGUCGCUGUCGCCGUUGACCACUGGUCCUUCCCCAGCGGCCACUCCUCGCGCGCCUUCCUCGUCGCCGCCUUCCUCGCGGACGGGGGCCUCCCUCUCCCUCGCGAGGUGCUGUUCCUCUGGGCGGCCGCGACUUCGGCGUCAAGGGUGCUUCUGGGCCGGCACUACAUUCUCGAUGUGGUCGCCGGGGCUUGGCUCGGCGUGCUGGAGGCCUGGCUCAGCAACUUGAUCUUGAGAUUCUUGUGCAGCCGCAGCAGCUUUCUUGUGUGCUAG